AUGCCUUACCUCUACCGGGCGCCCGGGCCCCAGGCGCACCCAGUUCCCAAAGACGCCCAGACCACCCACUCCUCAGGCCAGAGCUUCGAGCAACUGAGGCAGGAGUGCCUGCAGAGGGGCACCUUGUUCGAGGAUGUAGACUUCCCAGCCAACGACUCCUCCCUGUUCUACAGUGAGAGACCCCGGGUCCCCUUCGUGUGGAAACGGCCAGGGGAAAUCGUGAAAAACCCAGAAUUCAUCCUUGGAGGGGCCACGAGGACAGACAUCUGCCAGGGGGAGCUUGGAGACUGCUGGCUCUUAGCCGCCAUCGCCUCCCUCACGCUCAAUGACAAGGCGCUGGCCCGUGUCGUGCCCCAGGACCAGAGCUUCGGCCCGGGCUAUGCAGGGAUUUUUCAUUUCCAGGCUAAUAACUCUGAACGAGCAGAGCAACAUGAAGGCAUCAGAGGGUGGAACCUUCUGGAAAGUGCCAGUAAUGCUCUCAGUGAUGUCAUGGCAAAGCCGAGGCUGAACGGAAGCUACGAAGCCCUGAAGGGAGGCAGCGCCAUCGAGGCCAUGGAAGACUUCACCGGGGGUGUGGCAGAGACCUUCCUCACGAAGGAGGCCCCAGAGAACUUCUACGAACUUCUAGAGAAGGCCUUGAAGAGGGGCUCCCUGCUGGGCUGCUCCAUUGAUGUCAGAAAUGCUGCAGAAACUGAAGCCCGGACGCCUUUUGGGCUCAUUAAAGGUCACGCCUACACCGUGACAGGGGUCGACCAGGUAAACUUCCGAGGCCAGAAAGUCGAGCUCAUCAGAGUCCGGAACCCUUGGGGCCAGGUCGAGUGGAACGGGUCAUGGAGCGACAGCUCCCCAGAGUGGCAAUCGGUUGGCCCCGCGGAGCAGACGCGCCUGAAUCACACGGCUCUGGACGACGGGGAAUUCUGGAUGGCUUUCAAGGAUUUCAAGGCCCAGUUUGACAAGGUGGAGAUCUGCAACCUCACCCCGGACGCUCUGGACGACGGUGCCCUCCACAAGUGGGAGGUGACCAUCCAUCAGGGAAGCUGGGUGCGGGGCUCCACGGCUGGAGCCUGCCGCAAUUUCCUGGAUACCUUUUGGACCAAUCCGCAGAUCAAGCUGUCCCUGACCGAGAAAGACGAGGGGCAGGAGGAAUGCACUUUCCUCGUAGCCCUGAUGCAGAAAGACCGAAGGAAACUCAAGCGAUUCGGGGCCAACGUCCUGACCAUCGGCUACGCCAUUUACCAGUGCCCCGACGGAGGCGAGCGCCUGGACAGAGACUUCUUCAGGUUCCACGCCUCCCAGGCCAGGAGCAAAACCUUCAUCAACCUGAGGGAAGUCUCCGGCCGCUUCAGGCUGCCCCCCGGGGAGUACGUCCUCAUCCCCAGCACCUUCGAGCCUCACCAGGAAGCCGAUUUCUGCCUGAGGAUCUUUUCAGAGAAGAGAGCUGUUACCCAGGACAUGGACGGAAGUGUGGACAUUGACCUUCCUGAGCCUACAAAACCGUCUCCACCAAGCGAAGAGACAGAGGUUUUUCAGUUCCGGGCCCUGUUUGAGCGGAUUGCUGGAGAGGACAUGGAGGUGACCGCAGAGGAACUGAAAUACGUUCUCAAUGCAGUGCUGCAAAAGAAAAAGGACAUCAAAUUCAAGAAGCUAAGCCUGAGCUCCUGUAAAAACAUCAUUUCUCUAAUGGACACCAGUGGCAAUGGGAAGCUGGAGCUGGACGAGUUCAAAGUGUUCUGGACCAAGUUGAAGGAGUGGAUUAAUCUUUUCCGUCAGUUCGAUGCUGACAAAUCGGGCACCAUGUCCUCCUACGAGCUGCGGACAGCACUGAAAGCCGCAGGCUUCCAGCUGGGCAGUCACCUGCUGCAGCUCGUUGUCCUCAGGUAUGCCGACGAGGGGCUGCAGCUGGACUUCGACGACUUCCUCUGCUGGGGGGGGGAGGGGGGGAGCCGGGUGUUCCAGGCUCUCAGAAUGAAGAAUAAGGAGUUCAUUCAACUCAACAUAAAUGAGUUCAUCAACUUGACAAUGAACAUUUGAGGACACUCUGGCAGAGAUGGGACCUACCCAGCUGAGCCUGAGCUUUCGGACCACGGACUUCGGGACUCCUCCACUGCGGAGCGUCAUGCCAGGACUCUGUGCCCCCCCAUUGUCUAGCCCGUUCACCUUCUCUGAUGUUAUGCUACUUCUCUGUGAAGUCACUGCCCUACAGGGGCUGAUGGCCCCCUGUGCCGCAUGCCCGGGCUCGGCACUUUCUCUCCCUCCUCCAGGUCUGAGUGCGCAGAAUACUGGCUUCAAGGUUGCUUCAGUUAAGCACAAGAAGGCAGAGGAAAGAAAGAAACUAGUUUCAAGGAACUAGAAGAAUAAAAAGCAAUCAAGGAAAUGAAAAGAUCAACAAAAUUGAUAAACUUUCAGCUAAACUGAUCAAGGAAAAAAUAUAAUUCAACAAAAUCAGAAAUAGGAGCGGGGCACCACUGCUAAGCCUAGAGAAGUGAGAACGAUAAGUGAAUAUAAUCAGUGACUUCAUGCUAACAAAUUAGACAACCUAGAUACAAUUUUAAAAUUUCUUGCAAGAAAUAAAUGACCAAAACUAACUUAAAAUGAGACUGAAAAAUUCUGAAUAGACCUAGAACAAGUGAAGAAAUUGAAAUAAUAGUCUUUAAAUCCUCGCCUGUGCAGAUAACUUCAGUGAAUUUGCCAUAAUAUUUAUAGAAGAAGCAACACCCAUCUCCCACAGCUCCUCCAGGGUACUAAGGGAGAGAGACCACUCAUUCUAUAUGACUGGGAUUACCCUGACGAAGCCAGACACGAGAAGAAAACUGGGGACCAACAUCUCCAUAUUGAAAUAAUUCCUCACAAAAUAUUAGCAAACCUAAUUCAGGGCAAUUAAUAAAAGAUUAAAUACUGUGACCAAAUAGGAUUUAUCCUAGGAAUGCAAGUUUGGCUUAAUAUGCAAAAAUUAAUCCAUGAUUAUACCUCUAUAACAGAAUAAAGCACAAAACCCCCGAUUGUUUCAAUCACAGAAACAAAUGUUCACAAAGCCCAACCGUUUGUGAUUAAAGCCCUUUCAGAACAAGGAAGAGAAGGACGUGUUCUUGACUUUGUGAAAGGCAUCUGUGAGCACAGUGGUUGAACUUUGUGGAUCCCACAUGCCUGACUGUGGCUUGAAUCCCCGCCCAGCAGCAUGUGCACAUGCG
Tupaia belangeri chinensis (Chinese tree shrew) is the source of this 3188-nucleotide messenger RNA. RefSeq names its product calpain 9 (gene CAPN9). NCBI's taxonomy places the organism in Eukaryota, Metazoa, Chordata, Mammalia, Scandentia, Tupaiidae. Gene Ontology annotation, molecular function: calcium-dependent cysteine-type endopeptidase activity; calcium ion binding. Gene Ontology annotation, cellular component: cytoplasm. The record is from RefSeq and is a predicted model, not a curated record. Gene Ontology annotation, biological process: proteolysis.